UAAAUGUGUCUGAUGGAGAGACAGAAUUUGUUGGCUUUUGCUCUCCUCUCCUCUCUGUCUUCGCUUUUUUUUCUUGAUUUCAGUGUUUUCAUUUCAGAAGAAAGUGUUUUUGUGUUAGAUUCAGACCACAAAGUUUAGAUUUUUUGGUGGAAGCUGAAGACAAUCUGCCAAUUUGCAACUGGGGUUUAUACAGAGUGAGCAAAUUCUUCAGGGUUCUUCGGGAAAAAUGAGUCUUUUGUACACUCCAAAUUUCAAAUAUCCACAGAGUGAGUUGAGAAAGAACCAAGAGUUCAUGGAUUCAAGUCACCAUUAUCAAGAAGAAAACGACCACCAGCAUAAUUCUGGCCUAAUGCGGUACCGUUCAGCUCCAAGUUCAUUCUUUGAGAGUCUUGCCAAUGGAAGCAGUGGGGGUGUUAAUAAUUCUGAAGAUUAUCGAUAUUUUCGAUCUUCAAGUCCUGAAAUGGACGGUUUUCUGGCAAAAUAUAUGCUGCCAUGUAACGGUUCUGGGGAUUCUGGUUCUCAUGAUUUGCAAGAAUUCGGUGAAAAAGCUAUGAAACAAGAAGACGCUGGGCCUGUUCCUCAACAGACCGGUUAUUCAAAUGUUUCCUCACAGAUGAUUUACCAAAGUUUACCAACUCAUAAUUUGACUAAUGAUAAUUCUGUGAGUGUUGGUAGUACUAUGGAUACUUCAUUUGGUGCUGUGAAUCACUCUAUGCGCUUGGAGAAUUCGAUUCAGGCGAAAAUGGGUGCUGGAAAUGGCUCCAAUCUUGCCAGGCAAAAUAGCUCCCCACCUGGACUCUUCUCCAACCUAGGCGUUGACAAUGGCUUUAAUGUAAUGAGGGAUGUGGGAUGCUUUAGAGCUUCAAAUGGUACCAAUGGAGAAGCUAGCCCAUCAGGUAGUCGGUUAAAUAAUCGUAUAAACUUUUCAUCUGGAUCAUCUUCAAGACUUAUGCCUCAGAUUGGUGAAAUUGGGAGCCAGAACAUUGGGACCAGUAGCCCGGAGAAAAAUUUGGGCAGUAAUAAUGGUAGCACUAGGCAGUACAUGUCGAAUUUCUCGACUGAUUCUUGGGAUGAUACUUCAUUCAGUGGCCUGAAUAGAGCUAGAGACCAUGAUGGGAGCAUGUUUUUUGGUUUAAGUACUUUGGAAACUCAGAAUGGAAAUUCUGGACACCAGCCUACUCGCUUGACGCACCAUUUGAGCUUGCCUAAAACUUCUGCCGAGAUGGCCACUGUAGAGAAGCUUCUGCAAUUUCAAGGUUCUGUUCCUUGCAAGAUUCGAGCCAAAAGAGGUUGUGCCACUCAUCCACGAAGCAUUGCAGAGAGGGUAAGAAGAACAAGAAUCAGCGAAAGAAUGAGGAAGCUGCAAGAGCUUUUCCCGAACAUGGACAAGGUAGUUAAGACUCUAGAUUUGACAAAUGACACUCACAUGUUACAUGUUUUCGCGCAAAUUUUCAUCUGAACUAAAAUACUAUAUAUGUUUUCUUCUUGACAGCAAACAAACACAGCUGAUAUGUUAGAUCUGGCAGUUGAGUACAUUAAAGAUCUUCAGAAAGAAGUCAAGACGCUCAUGGAUACUCGAUCAAAAUGCAAAUGUUCAAGUAAACAGAAACCAUAUUGAAAUAUUCAGAAUACUUGUGUUCUGUCUGGUUUAGUUGUUUCUGUACAGAUAGCAAUAGGAAAUUGGUGGGAGAUGACAAAGAAAGCUAACCCCUCAUUUCCAAUGCACUUUACAAUAAUAGGGUAGUGAGAAAUUGUUGUUUUGGAGAAGAAAUGUUGCUGUAAUUUAUUGUAAGAUCUAGUUCUGAAUCACUAGGCUAAAUGGCUAGUUGUCUUAUUUGUAUUUUAGUUGAAAAAAAUAGAAGAAAAAAAAAAUUAUUGUCCUUCUUC
Molecule: messenger RNA, 1887 nt
Organism: Pistacia vera
Lineage: Eukaryota; Viridiplantae; Streptophyta; Magnoliopsida; Sapindales; Anacardiaceae
Product: transcription factor bHLH130-like
Exons: 7
Coding region: 227-1459 (410 amino acids)
Biological process (GO): regulation of transcription by RNA polymerase II
Cellular component (GO): nucleus
Molecular function (GO): DNA-binding transcription factor activity, RNA polymerase II-specific; RNA polymerase II cis-regulatory region sequence-specific DNA binding
Source: RefSeq, a predicted model, not a curated record